Molecule: messenger RNA, 1376 nt
Organism: Trypanosoma cruzi
Lineage: Eukaryota; Euglenozoa; Kinetoplastea; Trypanosomatida; Trypanosomatidae
Exons: 1
Source: RefSeq, a predicted model, not a curated record
CGUUGCAGCUGGAGUUUGAGCUGGCAGAAGCAACAAGAGAUGAACCCGAACUUCAAACAAGAUGUGAAGAACUUCGCCGUCGCUUACAGGUCCUCACGGCGGAGAAGAACAUGUUAGACGCAGAGAUUGCCACAAAUGAGGCGGAACUCACAACAUCUCUUUCGGAGAAGGAGGAGAUUGCACGGAUGCUCACAGCGGACGUAGAAAAGGCACGGGCAACUGUCCUCCACCUGCGGCGUCAGCAAAAUCUUCUGGUGGGGGAGUUGAACUCCAUGCGGGACGUCGUGCUGCAUGGACGCUCCCACGGACUUUUGGCACGCCGAGCCCUUAAGUCACGUCUGCUGGAGACCGCGUCGCAAUUGGCACUGGAGAAACUUUUGCAUGCACGUCUCACGGCGCAAGUGCAGUGGCAGCGGGAGCAGAUUCACCGUGAACAGCAGGCGAUGUCGACCCUAUCGAAUGUGCCGCAGAGAUCCGCCAAGGAACGGCAGAUGGAGAGCUUUGACCGAGUUGUGACGCUGGCAAAGGAGUUGGCACGAUGGACAAUUGACGAGGGCGACAAGGAGACGACUCAGCUGCGGAACGAAGAUCUCGAGUCCCGCAUUCAGGAUCGUGUUGUGGUGUGUCAUGAUGCCUGCUUGCAGCUCCGUGGUGAGAUCGCAAAAAUGAUCAGCAGCGAGGAAUUGGCACGUCGUUUGGCGCAGCGUCAGCAGGAAUUAUUGGAGCAUCAAUGGAUUGAAUGGAAGGUGCGUCAGGAGGAUCUUCUCGCGGCGGCCGUGGAGCCGUUUCGGUCAGCCACCGUGAAUGCCUUGCCGCUCCCUGUUCCGUUGCCAACAGCGGAGGUUCUCCAUCAUGAGGCGCAACGACUGUACGCGGCCCUCUCCCAUAUGCUGCACCGCGAGAGCCGCUGCAAGGCACUCCUGCAGCUUCUGCAGGGGUACGAGGAUCGGGCGUCAAGCGGGAAUGAAAUUCAACUACUCCCCUUCCGUCCCGCAGGGAAUUUCACGGCGGAUCACAUCCGUCUUUCUUCUCUACCUUCGGUCGCCACCACCACCACCACCACUGCUCCCACCACUGCGCCCACCGGCACGGUGCAGCCACAGUCCAUCAUACAAACGCAGAUUUCUCCUGCCGCGGCGCACCGGAAGAUGGUGCUGCAGUUCAUCAAGAACGAAAUUCAGCCAUUGUACGACUCCAACCAAAUCUCGCGCGUUCGUUUUAUGGACGUUGUUGAGCGUGUCUCGCGUUGGUUCCUCACCACGCACCCGUUGCCACAACCCGUCCUUGCAGAGAACGAGCGACAGGCUAUCUGCCGGCAGAUUCAGGCAACAUUGACGUGGCAGGACGAGCAACAAAUAAAGAGGCGUGGUGCAUGA